AUGGAGAAUGAAGGGAGAUCUAGUGAGAAAAAUCUCUACGAGGUUCUUGGUGUUGAAGCAACAGCAUCUCCACAAGAGAUAAGGAAAGCAUACCAUAAGUUGGCAUUGAGGCUUCAUCCUGAUAAAAAUAAAGACGAUGAGGAAGCUAAAGAGAAGUUUCAGCAGCUGCAAAAGGUGAUAUCGAUUCUCGGUGAUAAAGAGAAAAGGGCAGUCUAUGAUCAGACUGGUUCAGUUGAUGAUGCUGAUCUUUCGGGAGAUGUGGUUGACAACUUGAGGGACUUCUUCAAGGCCAUGUACAAGAAGGUCACCGAGGAGGAUAUUGAAGAGUUUGAGGCAAACUACAGAGGUUCUGAAUCCGAGAAGAAAGACUUGAUUGAACUGUACACGAAGUUUAAGGGUAAAAUGAGCAGGCUUUUCUGCUCAAUGCUUUGUUCAAACACUAAGCUUGAUUCACACCGCUUCAAAGAUAUUAUCGACCAGGCCAUUGCAGCAGGAGAAGUGAAAUCAACGAAAGCUUACAAGAAAUGGGCAAAAGAAAUUUCAGAAAUAGAGCCUCCCACGAAUGACACGCAGAUGAGACAGAAAGCAGCAAAGGUUGCAAAGAAAGAUCUUUACGCUGCAAUUUUGCAGCGAAGCGAUUCGAGGAAAGAGAAGUUCGAUACAAUGUUCUCGUCACUUGUCUCUAGGUAUGGUGACAAUGGCGAGUCAGAGCCAAACGAAGAAGAAUUCGAAGCUGCACAGAGAAAAGUUGAAAGCCGGAGAUCAUCGAAGAAGUCGAAAAGAAAGUAA
Molecule: messenger RNA, 789 nt
Organism: Arabis nemorensis
Lineage: Eukaryota; Viridiplantae; Streptophyta; Magnoliopsida; Brassicales; Brassicaceae
Source: the annotation of a GenBank genome assembly